Striga asiatica is the source of this 399-nucleotide messenger RNA. Lineage: Eukaryota; Viridiplantae; Streptophyta; Magnoliopsida; Lamiales; Orobanchaceae. The record is from the annotation of a GenBank genome assembly.
AUGUUCUUGUACGGUGGUCUGCUGUAUCCACUAGCAGCAUUUGAUACUGCCAUGAGAGUUGCCAAAAGAGUCAGUGAGGAGAUGGAAACUGAACCUGGCGAUAAAGUUGGAUAUGCAUUACGUUUCGAGGAUGUUAUUGGGCCCAACACUGUCAUUAAGUACAUGACUGAUGGUGUGCUUCUGAGGGAGACUCUCAAAGAUGCUGACCUGGAAAAGUAUCGCAUUGUUGUAAUGGACGAAGCACACGAACGAUCCCUAAGCACAAAUGUCCUAUUUGGCAUCCUUAAGAAGGUCGUCGCCAGGCGCCGUGACUUCAAGCUCAUCGUGACAUCAGCCACCCUUAAUGCCCAAAAAUUCUCUGAUUUCUUCGGGAGUGUACCCAUAUUCCACAUCCCGUGA